Molecule: messenger RNA, 1087 nt
Organism: Halichondria panicea
Lineage: Eukaryota; Metazoa; Porifera; Demospongiae; Suberitida; Halichondriidae
Biological process (GO): cell communication
Cellular component (GO): membrane
Source: RefSeq, a predicted model, not a curated record
ACAAUAAAUUCCUACCAAUAUUAGUGGUUGUCCAGCUAUUAAAUUAUACAUUUGGACAUUUACAUUUAUACCAGAAGUCAUUGUAGCUGCAAAAAUGAUGGACUUGUUAACAUUUGUGUUGUUUUCUACCAUGCUAUUCUUUGGGAAGACAUCCUGCCAAGAGAUCCAGCUACAACGACCUAUGUAUCGUGUACCAGAAAACAUUUCACUGGACAGGUUGGUGCUUAAAGUGUGUGUGGAAGGAGCUGAUUUAGAAGACAAGGUUUACGAUGUCCAGAUAAAGACGGAGCAAGCAAGUACAUGCUUUGCCAUUGAUGGUGAGGACUACACAGGCAUCAGUGAGCAGCUCAGUCUGACUGGUCCAGGAAAUGACACUAGGUGCACAUGUGUGGAGGUGUUGGAGGACGAGGUUGCUGAGGGUACAGAGAGGUUUGAAGUGAGGAUAUCGGGGAGUCCCCUCAUCACUAGGGACUCUGUGAAUGCCUUCAUUGGUAGCAAUGGCCUAGCACAGUUCACUCUCCCACCUGAUAUUACGGAUUCAUAUCAACCGAGGAUAACCAUAGUCAAUCUACAAGGACAGCAAGAGGUUUAUGAAGACCCAAACAGAAUAUUCAGGACUUCAAGCCAUGAUCGCUGCUCCAUCCAUCUGAUUAAUGAGGGAAUCAACUAUGAUGUUCAUAGCAGGGACACUACCUUUCAGUGGGUGUGGACAGGUCCGGGAAUUGAGGGAAGAACAUUUUGUGUUCUGGACUCUCAGCCUAGCAAAAGAUGCUUCUCUCCGUACACAAUCUCUGAUUUAGAAAAAGGUCCCCACGUUUUGAGGAUACGUGUCAGGAGGGGGGAAUGCCCUCUGGGACGAGCUACUCGCAGACUCAAUUUCGAUACUCCAAAAUGAAGAAUAGCUCAUGCAGUCACACACAGGAUUAUUAGUAUAGCUAGAUUGUAUUAAUACAAUGUUGCCUAUCUAUAGCAUUGCACAACAAUUUAGUAUUAUGCAGACAAUUAGAGACAUUGUCCCACUACAAGAAAAUGAGACAUAAAUGAAUAUAAUUAUAGUCGAUACAUGCAAGACAGUAUUCUUAAUUCA